Molecule: messenger RNA, 2250 nt
Organism: Pseudomyrmex gracilis
Lineage: Eukaryota; Metazoa; Arthropoda; Insecta; Hymenoptera; Formicidae
Product: leucine-rich repeat transmembrane protein FLRT3-like
Exons: 3
Coding region: 1-2250 (749 amino acids)
Cellular component (GO): extracellular matrix
Molecular function (GO): protein binding
Source: RefSeq, a predicted model, not a curated record
AUGAAUCUAGGCUGUGAAUCGAACCGCGGUGUGCAGCAAGUGUGCUUGGUGUAUGACCUGGUAAAAAUGUGUUUACCGAUUUUGAAUUGGAGAAGGAGUCUGCUUGCAUGUCGGACGGUUCUAGCAGUUGCGUUGCUGUGCAGCACGGUCGGAAUUCUCUACUGCGACCCAAAUAUCUGGUCGAGAUCGGAUAAUAAUAAAAUGAUGAACAAUCACAAUAAUCACGAAGUGACAAAUCGAGAAACAACGUCGAACAUCGCGCAUCCGUUAAACAUUAUCAGUCAGGAACUUGUAACACCGUCGACAAAUAACCAGACAAUGGAUAUAUCUUACUGUCACCAGAAGUCGUGCAAGAUUAUCGAGUGUUCCAUACCAGCGCAACUCGAUCCAGGAGAAAUAACGAGAAAAUACAUCGAAAGUAAAUACAAGAAUUCAUGCGGCUUGAAUGACGGUGCGAGUUUAGUGUUUGAAAAGUCGACAUUUCCUGAUAACAAACUUCAAAAAAAUUGGCUGAAAACGAAAUUGGCAAUCAACAAGUUAACUUUCAUCAAUUGUUCCCUAACUACAUUGGACGAGGAAGCGUUCGCUUCGCAAAUAUUUCAGAAAACAACGAAGCUUCAUCUUUGGAACAAUAAAAUAUCUGUUUUGAGAAAAGCCACUUUUAAUCACUUGCCAAAUCUGCAAGAAUUCUUUAUCGAAGGAAACAAAUUAAUCGAAGCCGAGAGGAAUUUAUUAAAUGGCGUUGCUAAUAGCUUGGAAAGUCUUUCGCUGCAAGGUGUUGUCGGAAACAACGCGGUUCUUCGGAACAUCACGGGAGCGAAUGUUUUGUCGAAAGUAACAAUUUUGUCCUUGAGGUUCAAUAAUAUUCCGACUGUCGAAUCGUCGCUCUUUUUCGGUGUGCCAUACGUGAACUCGCUCUAUUUAUCCAACUCGCAUGUAAUGACUGUUUGCGCAAACGCAUUCGAGCCGAUGUCCAAAACCGUGCUGCAAAUAACAUUGGACAAUAACAAUAUCGCGUCCUUGCCGAAAGGUCUGUUUAAUUCUAUAAUUCGACACCAUCCCAAGUUUGGUCUGACAAUUCACGACAAUCCGUGGCACUGCGACUGCGAUCUCAAGUGGCUGCAAGAUAUGAUAACGAGAUAUCCGGACGUAAUAAUUUCCAAGACAAUGGCAAUUUGUAGUUCGCCAAAGAAGAACGCCGACAAAUCAUUCUUGUACGCCGAGUUUUGCAACGAAACGACUGAUACAACAAUUGGCGCCGAUCUCACGACGUGUGACGAAGCGGAACCGACAACAGCAAAAAGCACAUCUACAACCGAGUCAACGCAGAUAAUUCACAUCAAAUGCAAUACUGUCGAUCAAUUACUUCAAUUGAAUUAUUCGCAUCAACUGUUCGUGACGAACGAUCUCGAACUGCCGCUGCGACUCGUGGAUUUCUACGCGACGGAACUCGACAAUGGUAGCGUCAAAAUUACUCUGCCAAACACGAGAUACGUGUCUUUGAUUUGGUUUAAUAACGACGCUCGAUUAAACGUGGACAGUCUUCGACAGUCGGUACGGUGCAUCAGUAAAGUUCGAAGUCACUACGUUCUGGAUAACGUAGAGCCGCAAGCGAGCUAUACGAUUUGUUCCUCGGACAACGUAAAGUUUUCGCCAUUGAAUUGUCUGGGUCUGACCACAAGGGUCGUGUCGUCAUCCGGUUCUUGGCUGAGCAAAAUCGAUACAAAAGUUAUCAUCGCUGUCUUUGUCUCCUCCUUGAUAUUCGUGUGCCUCGUCAGCGCCGUUCUCAUGUUUAUCACGGUGCGACAACAUCCCGCGAUGCUGCGAGGCAGCAAACGAGUUGUGAUCGUGAAGCGUCGAUCUCCAAACGCUAUGAUACUGCCGAAGGGAAUUUCGAGCGAAACCAUCGAGUCCGCGAAAAAGAACACGGUAUCUACGAUCUCGCGAAACUUGAACAAAAUCGAAUACGUCAUACCCUUGCCGCCAUCAGCGCGAAAUUCGCUUCGCAGAAACUCGAGAACUUCGGAGGCGAGCGUAAAGAGCGACGGGCCGAGUUACAUCUCCGGCGUCGAACCGACAUUGUCGCAACUCAACACAUGGAGAUUGAAAAGAUCCUUGUCUGUAAUCUGCAGAAUCGAACCGCCGCCCUUGCCGCCGCAUCCGCGUCGCGACGAGCAAUCGUUGACAAUGGCCGACUCGAGCGAACACAGAUUCGACGAUGAUAUCAUUUGUAACACGUACAUCCCAUGA